AUUCAACUUCCGUACUUUCACUGUGCAAGCACAAGUAGUUGGACGCGAAAGGAAGAGCGCCAAGUCACUUGAAAGAAAAAUUAGGGGAAGAGAGAGUGCUGUGCGCAUUCACUGUGUCUGUACGUUUGCUGUUUGAGAGAUACGAGGGUGAUUGAUAGAGGAGCAGGCGGAGCGAAAGAAAGAGAAAAUAUAAGACUGGAAGACGGAGAAAUACACGGAGGGAAAGAGAGAGAGAAAGAAGAGCGUGAGUAUAUAUGUGUGUCGGUUUGUAUUUAUUAGAGAGAGAUAGUGUGAGUGUGUGAGAGUGCGUGAAGGGGAGGGCGGGAUGAAUGAAGGUGGAUUGUCAAAACUAAAGUAUGUUUUAGAAUGCGUUCUAAACGCCGAAAGCUGCUGAAUUACUUAAUCAAUGCGAACAUUUUUAAAACGAAGAAUUUACGAAAUUAAGAAAAAUUAAAGUAUGAGCGAAAAGAACAAGAUAUAAAACGGCUUAGCUGAAUCGAAAGUAAAAGGAACAAAAUAAAAAAUAUAUAUAUACAUAUAUAUAUACAUAUAUAUCUAUAACUAUAUAAAAACAAAGCAACUAGAUCACGUCAAAAUUUUUAAGAGAGUAAUUUUCAUCAAAAGAUAACGUCAAAUUAUAUGAACUUACGUCGAAAUACUGCUUGGAUAUAUAUAGCUAAGGAGCCGAUAUCACUUUCUCAAACCAUAACCAAUUUCAUGCGAUAACACGGUAAUUGAUGCAUCUGAGUCAUAAGAUUUCCAUACUACAACGCCCAAGAUGCUGAAUCAAUAUCAAAAACACCAAGCUGAAUAAUUUAACAGCUUUCAGAAAACUAACAUAAAAUGAAAAUGAUAAAUUGAUGGAUUUUGAAUAAGAGAGAAUACACAAUGAAUUGGUAUGAGUCAACAGCGCCUAAUCUAUUCGUGAACAGCAGUGAGGAGACAGUAUGGAUGAUUAUGUAUCACAACGACAGCAGCGGAAACUCGUUUGGCAAUACGACGAAUAUAGAAAAUAAUUUUGCAGAAAGAUUACUAAAGAUAAUUGUUCCAAUUGUGUUCGGAGUAAUCGUCACAGUUGGUUUCAUCGGUAACCUUUUGGUUAUCAUCGUCAUUAUUUCAAACAAAAGAAUGGUGAAUACCACAAAUAUCCUCAUAUUUAGUCUAGCCUUGGCUGAUUUAUGUUUUAUCGUCUUUUGUGUGCCAUUUACAGCAGCUAAAUAUGUAAUACCUCGGUGGCCGUUUGGCAGAGUUUGGUGUAAAAUAAUGCAGUAUUUGACAUAUGUGUGCGCUUACGCUAGUGUCUAUACACUCGUGCUGAUGUCAUUCGACCGGUAUCUAGCGGUGGUACACCCUAUCAGGUCGAUGACUAUACGGACAGAAAAGAACUGUUUAAUAAUGGUAAUAAUUGUUUGGGUGAUCAUCUUGGCAGCAAAUGCACCACUGUUAAUCCAAUUUGACCUUCUGGUCUACGUAUAUCACGGAGAACAACGUCAGUCAUGCGUGAACACUGCUGCUUCCGAAGAUCCAAUGUUGAACAUUAUAUUCUAUGUUGCAUUUUUUGUUGCAGGUUACGUCAUCCCAUUAACAUUAGUAUGCAUUCUAUAUGGUUUCAUGCUUAGGCGCCUUCUCUUUGGAAUAACCCCGCGCAAUCAGUCAGCAGAAAGUAUAAGAUCAAAAAAGAGGGUCACACGUAUGAUAGUUAUAGUUGUGAUUCUCUUUGCUAUUUGCUGGUUGCCAAUCCAAAUUAUAUUCAUGCUUCACAGUGCUGGAGUUUAUGCCGCGAAUGCCACAAACUUCUGGAUUCAUCUUAUAGCCAACUGCUUCGCAUACGCCAAUAGUUGUAUGAAUCCAAUACUUUAUGCCUUCUUAUCCGAUAAUUUUAGGAAAAGUUUUCGAAAGCUUCUAUGUUGCUCCUCUCCAGCGCUCAGUACGUACGACUAUGAACGAACGCAAAUACGGGGAAGUAUGUCAACAAGAAAAUCCGAAGCUGUAUAAAAAAAGCAGAAUUUACUGUAAAACAUUACUCACUAACUGCGGUAUAGUGAACUAGAUGAGUAAAUGAUGAUAUAAUUAGAGCUUUUUAGAAGCUAGUUCUAAAUAUACUUCUGCUAGCAGAAGAACGAAUGUGUUUAUAUGUAUGAAUAUAAGUGCAGUGUGUAUAUAUGAGUGUGCAUGGCAUGUCCGAUUUGUAACAAUAUUCUCUAUAAUCUAGCUAGAAGACAUGAAAAUGACAAACAAAUGGGACGGUGAUGGCUGGUUAUUAUUCUUUAAGAGGAAGAGUUUUGACAGGUGCUUUGACAUUAUGGUUAGCUAUAUCAUCGGACACUCCGGCUUAGCUGACCAAAAUUUUAAAGUCCCUCUCAAUAAUAUUAUUGCUAACUAUAAUAAAUUUCUACUCCAGAAAAUCAUGGAGAAACACUCCA
Octopus sinensis (East Asian common octopus) is the source of this 2423-nucleotide messenger RNA. RefSeq names its product allatostatin-A receptor. The coding region runs from base 889 to 1995 and encodes 368 amino acids. The record is from RefSeq and is a predicted model, not a curated record. Gene Ontology annotation, cellular component: membrane. The transcript has 4 exons. Gene Ontology annotation, biological process: G protein-coupled receptor signaling pathway. Gene Ontology annotation, molecular function: G protein-coupled receptor activity. Lineage: Eukaryota; Metazoa; Mollusca; Cephalopoda; Octopoda; Octopodidae.